AUGGACAACACAUCUGUAACAGUAUUUACCAUGACUGCGUAUGCUGUCAUGGAAAAUAACAAGUACCUGCAGUUUUCAAUGUUUUUGUUGUUGUAUAUUUUGAUAAUCUCUUUCAAUUUUCUGCUGAUUGCUGUGAUAUGCUGUCAGAGAGCUCUGCAUCAACCUAUGUACGUGUUCAUAUGUAACUUAGCUGCUAACGGACUAUACGGCAGCACUGGAUUUCUUCCCUCGACUCUGAUUCUACUUUUGUCUGAGACAUAUGAGAUAUCGUUGCCAUGGUGUCUAAUACAAAUCUAUUGGGUGCAUACAUAUGCAGCGGUUGAAUUUCAUAUUUUGGCUGUCAUGGGAUAUGACCGGUAUGUUGCCAUCUGUUAUCCACUACAUUAUCACAGCAUCAUGUCUAUUCCCAAGAUGUGUAAACUUAUUGCAUUGGCAUGGCUAUAUCCCUUUUCUCUCUUUCUGAUGUACUUCUGCUUUACUUUGAGAUUGAGGUUUUGUGGGAGGUUCAUACAUUUUAAAUUGUUUUGUGUCAAUUUUGAAUUGGUGAAAAAUGCGUGUUCUACUACAUCUUACCAUAGUAUUGUAGGACUUGUGCUAAUAGCUUUCAUUAUGAUCCCACAGCUCUUCAUGAUUAUAUUCUCAUAUGCACACAUUUUCAGGGUCUGUCUGAAAUCCCCAAAAGAAUCUCAGGUAAAAGCACUGAAAACGUGCAUCCCUCAUUUACUUUCAGUAAUAAACUACUCUAUUGGAGGGCUUUUUGAAAUAGCUCAAAGUAGAUUUAACAUGAGUGGGACAUCUUUUAUGGUUCGGAUCAUCAUGUCACUAUACUAUACAUUGCUUACACCAUUGAUAAACCCUGCAAUUUACGGAAUGGCCAAUCAAGCCAUCAGAAUGCAUGUCUUAAAAAUAUGCCGUGUGUCUAACAGGUUGGCCUCCUGUUGA
Oncorhynchus masou masou (cherry salmon) is the source of this 942-nucleotide messenger RNA. Its product is annotated as olfactory receptor 1496-like. Lineage: Eukaryota; Metazoa; Chordata; Actinopteri; Salmoniformes; Salmonidae. Gene Ontology annotation, cellular component: membrane. Gene Ontology annotation, molecular function: odorant binding; G protein-coupled receptor activity; olfactory receptor activity. The record is from RefSeq and is a predicted model, not a curated record. Gene Ontology annotation, biological process: G protein-coupled receptor signaling pathway; detection of chemical stimulus involved in sensory perception of smell. Bases 1 to 942 code for a protein of 313 amino acids. The transcript has a single exon.